GACUGAUGUCAUUAAGCUGCUCAAUGCGGCAGGUGGAACGCAGAGAGAAAGGUUACCAUGCAUCUUCUUUUAGGACAGCUUCUGCAUGCAUGAACCACUAAGACCUUGUUUUUCUGUAGACAUGUCAUAACAAUGGAUUACUAGAAAUUACUUGGGUUAUUUUCAAGUGUGGAAGCAUCCAAAGAGGCGACAUGGAGUGCAGUGAGAAGGUGACACCCCACCUCAUGAUGGCUGUGGGCACAGCUGUGAUUGGCUCCCUCCAGUUCGGCUACAACACCGGUGUCAUCAAUGCUCCUCAAAAUAUCAUUGAAAAUUUCUACAAUGAGACCUGGACCGAGAGGUUUACCGAGCACAUCUCCCAGAGCACGUUAACAGCGCUGUGGUCACUUUCAGUGGCUAUCUUCUCCGUGGGUGGAAUGUUUGGUUCCUUCUCUGUGGGCCUGUUUGUUAACCGCUUUGGCAGGAGAAACUCCAUGCUCAUGGCCAACGUGUUGGCCCUUACCGCUGCUUUGUUUAUGGGCUUCUCCAAGAUGGCUGCUUCAUUUGAGCUCCUCAUUGUCGGACGCUUUGUAGUGGGUCUCUAUUCUGGCCUGUCCACUGGCUUUGUGCCCAUGUAUGUGGAGGAGAUCUCCCCGACAUCACUCCGGGGAGCAAUGGGCACGUUACAUCAGUUGGGUGUCGUCAUCGGCAUCCUUUUGGCUCAGGUUUUGGGGAUAGAAUCCAUCAUGGGGAACGCCUCACUCUGGCCCCUAUUAUUGGGGUUCACACUCCUGCCAGCUAUUGUGCAAUCUGCCCUUUUGCCCUUCUGUCCUGAGAGUCCGAGAUACCUGCUCAUCAACUGUAAUGAGGAGAGCAAAGCCAACAGCGUUUUAGUGAAGUUGCGAGGAACCAAUGAUGUGAGCGAAGACAUGAUGGAGAUGAAGGAAGAGAGUCAGCAGAUGAUGACGGAGAAGAAAGUGACCAUAGCGGAGCUGUUACGCUCUCCCAUCUAUCGGCAGCCCAUUGUUGUGGCUGUAAUGCUGCAACUGUCACAGCAGCUGUCUGGGAUCAAUGCCGUGUUCUACUAUUCCACUGGAAUUUUUGCAAGAGCUGGUGUUUCCCAGCCAGUCUAUGCAACCAUUGGAGCAGGAGUCGUAAAUACAGCGUUCACGGUUGUUUCUUUGUUUGUGGUGGAGCGUAUGGGUAGAAGGCCACUCCACCUGAUUGGUUUGAUGGGGAUGGCCGUAUCUGCAGUUGCUCUAACUAUUGCUAUGGCGUUGUUGGAUCAACACAGUUGGAUGUCCUACGUGAGCAUCGUAGCCAUCCUGAGCUUCGUAGCCUUUUUUGAAAUAGGCCCCGGACCCAUCCCAUGGUUCAUUGUAGCAGAGCUCUUCAGUCAGGGGCCCCGGCCUGCUGCCAUUGCAGUUGCUGGCUUCUGCAACUGGUCUGCCAAUUUCUUAAUUGGCAUGAGCUUCCAGUAUGUUGAGCAACUCUGCGGCCCCUAUGUCUUCAUCAUCUUCACUGUUCUUCUGCUGGGCUUCUUUGUCUUCACUUACUUUAAAGUGCCCGAGACCAAGGGUCGCACCUUCGAUGAGAUUUCAGCAGGCUUCCGCCAGUCGGCUGGUCGGGCUGCUAACAAAUACUCAGCCGCGGAAGAGUUCAACACACUCCGAGGGGAUGAUCCUGACCUUUGACAGCUGCGCUGAAAAUGACCCUUGGGGUACACUUUUCAAAAAUAACUUCAUGAAGUUGAUGGGCUCAGCUCCUACUGUGAAUUUUUGUCUCGACUCAAGACUGAUCCCUUUUUGGGUGCUAAAAAUGAGCAUGUCACACUUACAGUGAAGAAAAUAAGUAUUUGAACACCCUGCUAUUUUGCUAUUUCUCCCACUUAGAAAUCAUGGAGGGGUCUGAAAUUUUCAUCGUAGGUGCAUGUCCACUGUGAGAGAGAUAAACUAAAAAGAAAAAUCCAGAAAUCACAAUGCAUGAUUUUUUAACAAUUUAUUUGUGUGAUACAGCUGCAAAUAAGUAUUUGAACACCUGUGUAUCAUCUAGAAUUCUGACCCUGAAAGACCUGUUAGUCUGCCCAUUAGAAGUCCACCUGCACUCCAUGUAUCAUCCUGAAUCAGAUGCACCUGUUUGAGGUCGUUAGCUGCAUAAAGACACCUGUCCACCCCAUACAAUCAGUAAGACUUUAACUUGUAACAUGGCGAAGACCAAAGAGCUGUCCAAAGACACCAGAGACAAAAUUGUACACCUCCACAAGGCUGGAAAGGGCUACGGAGCAAUUACCAAGCAGCUUGGUGAAAAAAGGUCCACUGUUGGAGCUAUCAUUAGAAAAUGGAAGAAGCUAAACAUGACGGUCAAUCUCAAUCGGAGUGGAGCCCCAUGCAAGAUAUCACCUCGUGGGGUCUCAAUGAUUCUAAGAAAGGUGAGGAAUCAGCCCAGAACUACACGACAGGACUUGGUCAAUGACCUGAAAAGAGCUGGGACCACCGUUUCCAAGGUUACUGUAGGUAAUACACUAAGACGUCAUGAUGUGAAAUCAUGCAUGGCACGAAAGGUUCCCCUGCUUAACCAGCACAUGUCAAGGCCCGUCUUAAGUUUGCAUAUGACCAUUUGGAUGAUACAGAGGAGUCAUGGGAGAAAGUUUUAUGGUCAGAUGAGACCAAAAUAGAACUUUUUGGUCAUAAUUCCAAUAAGCGUGUUUGGAGGAAGAAGAAUGAAGAGUACAAUCCGAAGAACACCAUCCCUACUGUGAAGCAUGGGGGUGGUAGCAUCAUGCUUUGGGGGUGUUUUUCUGCACAUGGGACAGGACGAGUGCACUGCAUUAAAGAGAGGAUGACUGGGGCCGUGUAUUGUGAGAUUUUGGGGAACAACCUCCUUCCCUCUGUCAGAGCAUUGAAGAUGGGCCGUGGCUGGGUCUUCCAACACGACAACGACCCGAAGCACACAGCCAGGAAAACCAAGGAGUGGCUCCGUAAGAAGCAUAUCAAGGUUCUAGCAUGGCCCAGCCAGUCUCCAGACCUGAACCCAAUCGAAAAUCUUUGGAGGGAGCUCAAACUCCGUGUUUCUCAGCGACAGCCCAGAAACCUGACUGAUCUAGAGAAGAUCUGUGUGGAGGAGUGGGCCAAGAUCCCUCCUGCAGUGUGUGCAAACCUGGUGAAAAACUACAGGAAAUGUUUGACCUCUGUAAUAGCAAACAAAGGCUACUGUACCAAAUAUUAACAUUCAUUUUCUCAGGUGUUCAAAUACUUAUUAGCAGCCGUAUCACACAAAUAAAUUGUUAAAAAAAUCAUGCAUUGUGAUUUCUGGAUUUUUCUUUUUAGUUUAUCUCUCUCACAGUGGACAUGCACCUACGAUGAAAAUUUCAGACCCCUCCAUGAUUUCUAAGUGGGAGAAAUAGCAAAAUAGCAGGGUGUUCAAAUACUUAUUUUCUUCACUGUACAGGUCCUUUGUUUUUUGAAGCUGUUCCUUUGCUAUAUGAAGACAUAAGACAAGGUCCGAAAAUGAGGUAUUUCCCAGAAAAGAAGAAUGAGGUGGUGCUCCGUAACGGAAUUAAGCAUCCACAGAACACAGACAAUUAAACAAACACAUUUAUUGGGAUUUGGAGAAUGGGCAAGACAAAUAAAUACUUGGAAAA
Molecule: messenger RNA, 3619 nt
Organism: Doryrhamphus excisus (bluestripe pipefish)
Lineage: Eukaryota; Metazoa; Chordata; Actinopteri; Syngnathiformes; Syngnathidae
Product: solute carrier family 2, facilitated glucose transporter member 1
Biological process (GO): response to insulin; dehydroascorbic acid transport
Cellular component (GO): apical plasma membrane; basolateral plasma membrane; plasma membrane
Molecular function (GO): D-glucose transmembrane transporter activity
Source: RefSeq, a predicted model, not a curated record